Molecule: messenger RNA, 408 nt
Organism: Strongylus vulgaris
Lineage: Eukaryota; Metazoa; Nematoda; Chromadorea; Rhabditida; Strongylidae
Source: the annotation of a GenBank genome assembly
AUGGACUCUGAUUCAGGCUUGGCUGAGGACUCUAGUCGGAAAAUUGAUCAGGAAGAGGAUGUAAGCAGACUUGAACCGUUUGUUCAUUUCCAAUGCUCCAUAUGUAAAUUGACCGAGAAGUGUUUUUUCGGUGAUCUCAAAGCAUCGGAUGGUUUUUAUCCUUCUCCCGUGUUCUACAUGAGAGACCCUUUCGUACCACCUUUACGUGUGAAGGGAAGAAAACCCGUACUCUCCGACUUCCUCGUACUUGGAUCAUCGUGUUCUCUAUGCAAUCAGUCUGUAUGUCUUGAUAAGACAUGCAGCCUGUACUUUGGAGCGUUGUUCUGCACUACAUGCAUUACUCGUGAGCGCAGAAGAUUCCCAGAAAUAUUGCUUCAAGUAAUCUUCUGCACCUUCAGAUCUUGCUAA